This is a messenger RNA of Daphnia pulicaria, 2502 nucleotides long. RefSeq names its product MAM and LDL-receptor class A domain-containing protein 1-like. The record is from RefSeq and is a predicted model, not a curated record. The coding region runs from base 1 to 2448 and encodes 815 amino acids. The transcript has 17 exons. Lineage: Eukaryota; Metazoa; Arthropoda; Branchiopoda; Diplostraca; Daphniidae. Gene Ontology annotation, cellular component: membrane.
AUGCUGAAGAAAUGUGUCGUACUGGUCAUCUUGGCUCUGGUUACCGUGCACGAAUGUGGUGGAGACGGUGACGGCGUCUUUUCGUCUGCCAUUCAUCCGGCAGAUGCGUUUCUUUCUUUUCCCUCUGCGGAUCGAGUUGUUAGGCAAACGUCAUCUUCCAUGACACCGAGCCAAUGUUCGUUCGGUCGCGGUCGCGAGUUGACUGUCUGCCACUGGAACAUGACCGAUCUCGAGUCUGUUGAAUCAAUUGAAUCGCGUGCCCCAGCUUGGCAGCUGUCGUCCGGCCGUCUGUCGUAUUUCCGAGGCGGUCCAGCCACUGAUGCCUCGGGAGACCAAGACGGUGGGUACUUGUUGAUGGAAACUUCGAGAGGAACGGCCGAAACUUUGAAGUUGCCCAGCAUAAUGAUCAACGCCACUUUGCCGGAAGGGCGAUGUGUUGUUUUCCAGUAUGCGAUGGACGGCCCGAGUGCCGAUAGACUUCGCUUGGUGUUGCAACAAAGUCAAAUGGUCCAUCAGAUGGCGAAUGACACGGUCUUGUUGGUCCCGCGACGGGAAACGCUGUGGGAGGGAAGGAGCGACACUGGCGACAAAUGGCUAACGGCUUCCGUCCUCUACAGUCACGGUCAACCCCACCAGUUGGCGUUCGAAGCGGUCGUUGACCAAUCGGUUCAGAAUACGCGACGCUUGCGUGGCCAUUUUGUGCUGGACAAUGUCGAUCUCGGAACCUGGAAGGAAAGCGAAAAUGAGAAAGCCCUUAACGAGAAUCCGGAUACGCUUAUGGUGGACCCUUGUCUAGGCCAUUGUAACUUUGACGGAGGAUUCUGCGGGUGGAGCAACGAUCAGGAAGACGACUUUGACUGGAAUCUCGGAAGAGGAAGUUUAAGCGGAGUAACGGGGCCUAUUACUGGGCACUAUUCCCGCGGUUACGCCUACAUUGAUUCCGGCUAUCCUCGACGACCAGGUGAUCGAGCCAGACUGUUAUCACCACAGAUGGACUCCACUGAUCCGGAUCAACCACUUUGCCUCCGGUUUUGGACACAUUUGUUUGGUAACGGUAUUGGCACGCUCAAAGUGAUUCAGUCGUUCGGAUUACCCGGUUCAGAGAUUUCUAGCCGUGAACUGUGGUCGCUGACUGGCGAAUCGAGCAACAAUUGGCAUCAGGGUCAGAUCAGCAUUUCGUCGAAUUCAAUUUUCCGCAUUAUUUUCGAAGCAACGACUGGCCGAAAUCAUUUGGGUGAUAUCGCCAUCGAUGAUGUUUCUUUCAAUCCUGGACCAUGUCCAAGUGCGCCGCAAGCGGCGGCUGCUCCCACGCAACAAAGCGAUUGCAACUUUGAAAUUGACGAGUGCGGAUGGACGAAUGCUGGAACGCGGGAAAACGUAGAUGAUAUCGAUUGGAUUCGUCAUCCGGCCGAAAAUAGCCGGCAGCUGCUCGUCAAAGACCACACGACAUACACAGGAAAAGGUUACGUGAUGAGUCCAGCGCGCAGUCCAGUUCAACGUCCCAGUGAUCGGGCUUGGUUGUAUUCUCGUCCGUUCAACGUCACUGCCGGAACACUGGAUAUGCGAUGCCUUACUUUUUGGUAUUUCAUGAACGAGCCAAUCAUCGAUCCUGCAGGUCCGAGUUUGGGUUCCUUACGCAUUUACACCCGGACAGAAGACAAAUUUUCUGGUCUUCCUGUAAUGGGCCAGAUGGUCGUUAUUUGGCGGCUUCAAAAUCAUCAAGGUAGUGCGUGGAAAAUGGGACGAGCGUUAAUCCAACAGACUGUCAAUUACCGAGUGGUCAUCGAAGGACUUUGGGGUUCCAGUCGAGGCACUGGAUCCAUUUCCAUUGACGACAUUAGUUUCUACGAGGGAAGUUGUUCUACCUAUCCGAACCAAGCGAUGCCCAUGGCAACUGAAUGCAAUUUUGACCGCGACACAUGCAGCUGGCGAAGUGUCGGCAACGGGACCAGCGUCCGUCCAGACACUGAUUGGCGUUUAGCUACGGCUGCCCGCCGCCCAGCUAACCUUCCUGACCAUACAUUUGGCGCUCCAAGUGGAUAUGUUUACUUUGACGUGUUCAGUCAACAGAACCGGCAAGAGGUGAUCCGUCUAGUGGGGCCCAACAUGACUUCCGGAGGAAUUGGACGGCCACGCCUCUGCCUGACUUUCUGGUUCGCGGCUUUCGGUGCCGGAGAUACGACUCAGUUGAGAGUUCUGAUGAUGGACAGUGUCACCAGCUCCGAAAAGGAAAUAUGGAUGGUGCGUGUCGUUCAACUCGAAGCAAUUCGUCCCGAUUGGAACUUUGGCCAAGUGGAGCUGGAAAGCGACGGUACAAACCUCUCUGGUCAGGAAGUGAGACUAGUAUACGAAGGAAGAGCUUCCAACGGCGGUUUUGCCAUCGACGAUAUAACAAUUUAUCAGGGAGGAUGUCAAACUCGUCCGAAAAUUGCCACGCCCAUCUCUUGAGGUCGAGAUCAGAUUUCCCGUCUGCUGUGUACAUCUCCAUUUCAGAUAAAUAUG